AUGGAAACGUCAUCUCCUAUGAUAGAAGCUGGUAGCAACUAUAAUAAUAGCCAACAAAAUCAUAUAUUGAUACGUGAACUUGAUCUAUAUCUACUACCACUUAUUUCUGUUAUUUAUUUAUUGGCAUAUCUCGAUCGAUCGAAUAUUGCUAAUGCAAAAUUAGGUGGUCUUGAACAUGAUACGCAUCUCACUCCACAAGAGUAUCGAUGGACUUUAUCAAUUUUCUUUAUUGGUUAUGUCAUAUUUGAAGUUCCAUCUAAUAUUAUUCUUCGUCGAUGGCGACCAUCAAUAUGGAUUGCUCUGAUUGUUCUCUUGACGGGCACAGUAGCAGUUAGUAUGGCGGCGGUGCGCAAUUUCAGUACUCUUCUCCUUUGUCGAUUUUUACUUGGUUCAUUUGAAGCUGGUCUCUUUCCUGGUAUUAUUUAUUAUACAUCAUUAUGGUAUCGAAGAAGAGAACAAGCUAUUCGACUUGGAUUCUUUUGGUCAUUUUCAGCACUUGCAGGAGCUUUUGGUGGUUUAUUUGCAUAUGCUAUUGCUCAAAUUAAAUUACCGAAACUAGCUGAAUGGCAACUUAUCUUUAUUAUUGAAGGUAUUCCAACGAUUAUUGUUGCAAUUCUCUGUUGGUUUUAUCUGCCUGAUUCACCAGAACAAGCAAGAUUUCUGACUGAUAAACAACGUCAAUUAGAAAUUGAUCGUCUUAUAGAAGAUGCUGGUGCAUCUCAUCAUGAUUCAUUUUCGUGGUCACAAGUUCUAUCUGUUUUUACCGAUUGGAAAACCUAUAUUUAUGCUAUGAUAUACAUAUGUGGAACUGUUCCUUUACAAAGUGUCACUCUUUUUCUACCUACGUUAAUACGUGGGAUGGGUCAAUGGACACCAAUUCUAGCACAAUUAAUGACGAUUCCACCCUAUCUUGUAGCAUUUAUUGUUAUUUUGAUCAUUUCACGUAGUUCAGAUCAUUUUGUUGAGCGAUCUUAUCAUCUUGUUUUUACAAAUCUAUUAACAAUAUGUGGCCUCCUUUUAUUGAUGUUUGUUGAUCAACAACGUGUUUACAUUCUUUACAUCGGUAUUAUUCUUGUAACAUGUGGUGCUUAUGCCAAUGUUAGUGUGAAAAUAGCUUGGUUCAAUAAUAAUUUUGCUUCAUUAACUCGACGUGCAGUUGCAUCAGCAUUGAUUGUAUCUUUUGGCACACUUGGUGGAGUUAUAUCAGGACAAAUAUACCGAGCAAAACAAAAACUGCGAUAUUUUAUUGGUAAUACUAUUGCACUUAUCUUUAUUGUUUUACAAACAAUAUUAGUCAUUAUUCUUCGUCUGAUGUUUCUAUAUAUUAAUCGUCAACGAUCGCAAAUGAAUACUGAACAAAUUAAUCAACAGAUAAAACGAUAUGGAGGAAAUGAAUUAGUUGGAGAUCGUCAUCCAGAAUUUCGUUAUGCAUUGUAA
Messenger RNA from Rotaria sp. Silwood1, 1437 nucleotides. The record is from the annotation of a GenBank genome assembly. NCBI's taxonomy places the organism in Eukaryota, Metazoa, Rotifera, Eurotatoria, Philodinida, Philodinidae.